AAUCUUUAUGGAGAUCGUUGGGGAUGGUUAAAUUGUCUACUAACCUUGAACUUUGGGUACUCUAUUUUUCUUUCUUUCUUUCUUCUCUUCUUGAUUUUUUUUUUUUUUUUUUUUUUCUCUCUUAUAUCUAAAUUUUCUCCUAAAGUUUCAUAGGCCUGUUGAUCCAGAACUGUUAACAUUUUUGGUGUUGAAAAAGCUUAUCUUUUGGCUGAUGAUGCAGGCAAAGGCUGCAAUGCAAGCAGGAUUGAGAAAAGGAAAUGUGAGAGAAAGGUCUGCAUUGGGCAUGAUAGGUAUUUCUGCUCAGGAAAGUUAAAGAGGAGACGAAAUGGCUAACAGCUCUGAUUCUUCUAGAGAUUCCCUUGAAUAUUUUGAUGCUCAAAGAGCAUUUCCAAGAUCACGUCAAGCAAGCCAUGAUGACGAAAAGGCAAAGAUAGCAUCAUCAUCUGCACCACUGUCAAUGUUGCUUAUUCCUUCUUUAAAAGAGGUCCGCACAAAAUGGUGUUAUAUUUUUAGUUUCACUUUCACCAUGCUAUUUAGUAUGGAGAUGAUUUUGACAUUUUUUUGCACUAAAAGCAUCAUUUGUUUCCGGACGAAUGUAUGAACCUGCUUCUACUCAUGCUAGAGAAAUCUAUGGUAUUCAAUGCAUAGAACUUAACAUUGGUCUAUAUUCUUAUCCAUCCAGAUUAGUAUAUUUUUAUAGUAAGAGAGACUGCUCAAUGUAAUGAUGGGAGUAAAUAUUAGCCAAGAAUAUUAUUUGAAAGGGUCUCGACAUCUCCAGUGUGGAUCUAGCCUUGUACUGAGAGAGUGACAUGUUACAGUAGCAAAAAGUGAGGGGAAGUCUGAAAUAAGAAUUGUAAAAGUUAUUGUAAUUGAAGUAAUUGCCUGUGAUCAACAUGAAGUGGAACUAUGCAAGUGUUCAUGUUGUCAUUUAGUUCAGAUUAAGACUCAGUUUAGAUGAACAGUGUUUCCAUCCGUUUUAUUUUUAACCUCAUUUGCUAAUGACCCCUAGGCAUGCAUCACUCUUUGUAUCCUGUAACUCUUAAUGGUUUCAGUAUAUCAUGUUGUCAUUGUAGGCCCUUGCUGAUGAUUCGGAAGGGUUAGUUGGGCGUGCAGUUACAAAUUCUCUUGUGAUAUGAAGCGUAAAAACCCUGAAUCUUGUGAAGCUUUUGUUCGCAAGUUGCUUGAGAGACUGGCAAG
Molecule: messenger RNA, 1197 nt
Organism: Rubroshorea leprosula
Lineage: Eukaryota; Viridiplantae; Streptophyta; Magnoliopsida; Malvales; Dipterocarpaceae
Source: the annotation of a GenBank genome assembly